Messenger RNA from Podarcis raffonei (Aeolian wall lizard), 1392 nucleotides. Its product is annotated as mast cell protease 8-like. The transcript is spliced from 5 exons. The record is from RefSeq and is a predicted model, not a curated record. Lineage: Eukaryota; Metazoa; Chordata; Lepidosauria; Squamata; Lacertidae. Gene Ontology annotation, molecular function: serine-type endopeptidase activity. Gene Ontology annotation, biological process: proteolysis. The coding region runs from base 1 to 738 and encodes 245 amino acids.
AUGUGGAGACUCUGCCAGGUUCUUCUGCUACUGAUCCUGUCGUUCUCCUCGGCCCAAACAGAUCCAUUGCGGAGUCAGAUUGUUGGGGGGCACGAAGCCAAGCCCCACUCCAGACCCUACAUGGCUUACUUAGAGGAUCCUGAAGGCUAUAUCUGUGGCGGAUUCCUGGUGGCGCCCCAGUGGGUAAUGACGGCUGCGCACUGCAAUCGCACCUAUAGAGUCAUCUUGGGGGCACAUAACACCCGCCUUAAUGAAACCUCUCAGCAAGUAUUCACCGUUAAGGGUAACUACGAACACCCUUAUUAUUAUAUCGACAAGAAGAGCGCCUCAAACGAUAUCCGUCUGCUCAAGCUGGAUUCCAAGGCUACUCUGAAUGGAUAUGUCCAGAUCCUGCGCUUGCCCCAAUCCGAACGUGACCUCUCCCAUGGGACCCCCUGCAGCGUGGCAGGAUGGGGCCUCGUUUGCAAAGACUGGGCACCAGACACCCUCUUUGAGACCAAUGUUGCCAUCUAUGACCAUAGGCAGUGCAGAGAUUUGUAUCCUAAUCUUGAUGAUGAGCAGGUCUGUGCUGGGAGACCCGGCGAGCCUGCGAAUUCUUCCAUGGGCGAUUCGGGUGGCCCCUUGGUGUGCAAUGGCGUGGCAGAAGGAAUCGUCUCGUAUGGCAAUCCCUGCCCUCCAGCAGUUUACACUCGCGUUGGCCAUUACCUUCCAUGGAUCAAGAAAACCAUGAAAUUGUGAACAGAAGAAGCAACCGUGGUGACAUACUGCCUUCUUUCCCACCCCUAAUGCUUUUGCUUGCUGAUAACCUGCUUGGCUUGCAUUCUGCAACAAAACACACCCACACACACACACCCUCCCUCAAUGGCGGCGAAAAAGGAAGAUCUAUCAGAUGUUUCAUACAGGAUGGUGUUUCGGCAAGUGCCUUCACUGCCUCCCGUCCCCUUGAAGAAAAUCCCUCUCACCCUUUUGCCCCCAGAUUUCCACCCUUGUUGGCAUUAAAAAGGGGUGGGCCUUAAAAGUUGCCAGUUUACCAUUUCACAUGCCAAACUCCUCCAGGCUAAUGGUUGGGGUGACAUACCAGAGGAACAGAGGGGAAAUUAAAUUCAGCUCAAAGGUAACAUUCACACUUUCUGGAAUAAGAUCCGAAACGCAGCCAUCCUUUCAAAUUCGCCCUCCUCUGAAUUUUGCAGUUUGGCUCUCCAGGCAAGUUUAGUGCACCAAGAUGCAGAUACUGGAAUGAGGUGUGUAUAUCAGUGUGCGUAGCAGUGAAAGGAGCCUGCCCCAAAUGCCUUAUUUUGGGGGGAUCGCUUUGCAAAGACGCGCCAUUUUGGCAAACUUGCAUGCAACUCUGUAUCUCAAGAGUAAUUCACAAUAAACUGCUAAUGCAUCCAC